This is a messenger RNA of Closterium sp. Yama58-4, 4065 nucleotides long. The record is from the annotation of a GenBank genome assembly. NCBI's taxonomy places the organism in Eukaryota, Viridiplantae, Streptophyta, Zygnematophyceae, Desmidiales, Closteriaceae.
AUGCUGAUUGAGUACAACGCGUCACUCUCCGCCCGAACCUCCUCGCCGCUAGGCUCGGGCCGAGCCUCCGGGGCAGGUCCGGAAGGUGGGGUAGCGGGCGGUGGGCCUGGUCCGUCGCUGUUAUCCCCCAUGGGCGGUGGGACUGGCUCGUCUCUUUUGUCUCCUGUGGGGUGUUCCACUCCUCAAUCCACGCUCUCUGAUGCGGUGCUGAUGGGUCCGGCUAGCAGCAGCACAAACACGAGCAGCAGCAGCAUUGCGGCUGUGAGUGGACCGCUGGAGAGUCUGUUUAUUGGGUCGGAUGGGGCUGGAGCGGUGGGGGCAGCAGGAGGUGCUGCUGCCACUGGUGGCAGUGGUGGUGGGGAUGGCGCUGCUGCUGUUGGUGUUGCUGCUGGUGGUGGUGUUAGUGGUGGUGGUGGUGGGAUUAGUGAGAGCAGAAGCGGUGAUGGAGUGAGCAGCAUUGCCGCCGUGGUUGAAGGAGGAGGGGGUGUGAUGAAAUCGCGAUCCGCCACCCAGCCAACUCUGCAAAAUUCCUCCUCGGCGGCUGCUGUGCUCAUCCGCGCGCGAGGGAAGCCGCACUUUGCUGCGCUCUACUGCAAAGCGCGUCAAGCAACGGUGGCGAGUGCGGUGGAGAGUGUGAGCAUGAAGGAAUACACAGCAGAGGAGACGCAGGCCAUGGCGUGGGCGGAUCUAGAGCCGUUGAUCAAGCUGUGGAUCAGAGACAUCAGCAUCCUGCUGCGGGUUCUCUUCUUCUCCGAGCAUCAGCUCAUCAAGGGCGCACUGAAGGCGAAUGACAGCACGACGCACAGCACAUCCCAGAGCACACCUGAGAAUGCACCUGAGGGACCACCUGAGAGUCCACCGGAGGAUAAACCUGAGGGCAGGAGCAAGUGCGCGGAGCAGGCUGCCAGGAAACCCGGGGAGCACCUGAUGAGUCCGGACAGCGUGCUUCGGCAUCUAGUGGGGUCGGUGGGCGGGGUGAAAUCGACCCUGUGUGUGCUGUGCGCGAAUGCUGCAGCCAUCGCUGCGUCUAAGAGCGCCCCUGAGAAGAUCUUCGCGCUGCUGGAGGCAUACCGCACUGUUGCUGACCUCUCCCCUCAGGCCUUACCAGUGUUCCUCGCUCUCCCAAAGAGCGACUCAGACGAUCCCUUCAAGCUCUGGCAGCGGCUCUCGCAGCUCUUUGCAGGAGCCAUCUUUGCCACUCUGGACGACCUCAACCGCAUUCUCAGGGACGUGUCAGCCUUUGUGCCUGCGAAUCAAGCCAGUGGGAGCUCACCAAUGAAGAAGAAGCUGCUCAGGCUGAUUCACUGGAAGUCCUCGGAGCAGAAGGCCACAAACGAGGAGGAGGUGGAUAUCGGCGUGCAUAAAGUAACAAGCUACGUGAUUAACUUCAUCGCACAACUAAUGGAUAGGGAGAGCCGCAGCGGCAGUCAAACGAGUCAAGGCAGUCAAGGCGGCGGUCAAGCAGGUCAAGGGGGGAGUCAAGGGGGGAACCAGCUGCAGCACCCGAGUGCGGGUGGCAGGCGCCAGCUGGCGGCGGAGAUGGAGGGGUUGCUGGAUUCGUUGCUGUUCAACAUGGAGGCGCGGGGGCGGGCGAUCCAGGACCCUGCGAUGGGGGCGCUGUUUGUGAUGAACAACGCGCACUAUGUGGCUGGCAGCAUUGUUGCAACGAGGAUGAAGGACGCAUUGAAGCAGCAGGAUCGGAUCGCGGCCUAUGAAGCAGCCUUUGAUAAGGCGGGCCUUGCAAAGCUCAUGGCAUGCUUGGCGCCUGAAGAGGUAUCUGCAAAGCUCAGCGCAGAUGCAGUCAAAUCCAGGCUCAAGAAGUUCAACUCAGCCUUCGAGGAGGUGGCGUUGGAGCAGAACCGUUGGAUCGUGAUCAGCGACUCGCAGAGGAAGAAGACGAGGAUUCGUUUCGCCCGCACACUCAAGAACGCUUACCUGGAGUUCCUUACACCUCAUAGGGAGAUCAUAGCAGACAUCCCGACCUAUCAGUGGUCGCCAGAUGGCAUCGAGCGAUUGAUGCUCAAGUCCUUCUUCCUCGAGCCUCCCGCCUUUAGCUUCCCUGUUAAGGCAUGGGAGGCGGCAUAUGGCUUGCAGGCGGACUCCCCCCUUCCCCCUUCCGCCAUCGCCCUCCCCCCGCGCGUUCCCCCUCCCCCGCACCUGGAGGACUGCGCUGUCCUGACUGCCUGGCGCUGGGCGCAGGAGCAUGGGGAAGCGGGGGGUGCGGGGGGACAGGGGGAAACGGGGGAACCAGGAGAAGUGGGAGAAGGGUGGGAAACAGGGGGGGCAAGGGAAGCGGAGAAAGCGGGGGGAGGAGGGGAAGAAAACAGGGGGGAAUCAGGGGAAGAGGGGAAAGUGGGGGAAGGAAAAGGGGGACGAUCAGGGGAAGGCUCGCAAGUAAGCGGGGGAAGGGGGAAGCUUCCCCCCUGGGCGGCACAAGCUCACCCCCAACCGCCCUGGAUCGUCGGUUCUGACGCGGCCAAUCUGGCGAUGACACGUGUCGCUCAGCGGGACAUCUGGGCGCACCAGUUCCCCCCUGGGGGGGACUGCAGCAACAAACGCCUCCUAUUGGUGGAUUGGCCUAGCUCGGCGCACGGGAUUGGCUCACAGCUGCAUAUCAUGAGCGCGAUUCUGAGCGUUGCAAUGCGGUUCAAAAGGGUGCUGGUUCCAAGUCGGGGGUCGUUCACUCGAGCUAGUCACCCCGAUUGUAACGGUGAGUUCCACAGGCACAUUCGGCUCCUUCCACUGCUACUUCUUCCCCUCGUCUCCCCCGCCUGUGAACGUGAAGCUGAGCUGGCGGCAGUGGCGGCAGCAGCGGCCAAUGAGACGCUGCCACGUGUGACAGAGGAGAGCAAGGAGGCGGUUCUGGCGUCAGAUCAGCGAGUGGUGCUGUUCCAUCGGGAGCCUUAUAACGGAUUGCGCUUUGAAGGGGAUGUGAGCCGUUGGCCCAAUGCUUAUCGUGAGCGGCCUAACACCAUAGAGCUCGUUGGAUUUGUGGGGGAGGGGGAUGACACGAGGCAACGGGUGCACUGGUGGAGGGCUCAAUCUAUUCGUUUCCUCCUCCGCUCCCCCUCUGUCUACCUCUGCCACAUCACCAAUCGCGUCCGCCACACCUCCUACGGUCUCUCAGUUGCUGCCCACCUCGCCGCCUCUGCCGCCCAGCAGGCCGCGCUGGCCCGCACCCACCCGAAUAUUCUAUCCUCGCUAAGUGCUGCUGCACCGCCGUGUAUUGGCGGUGAUGGAAGUAGUAACCUUUUUGGAGCAGCGGUUGGUGAUAUAAGAACUAACAGUAGCAGUAGUGAAAGGGUUUUUUAUGAAAGCAGCAAGCGUAGUGACGCUGGUAACCCAAACAGCAGCAGUGGUAGCUCCGGCAGUCACUCUACUGGUAACACUGAUGGUGGUAACCCUGCUGAUAACCCUAAACUGAUGGGGGGAUUCCCGGUUCUAGACAGUGUUCUGAAUGGGUGCACUCUGGAGUCAAGGGCAUGGGCAGAGAGGAGACGGACAGCAGCACACUCAAGCUGCACCUGCAGCAGCACAGACAGCACCAGUGCAACAAAUACAACAGUAAGUGGCGCCCCCGGUAUAACUGACAGCAGAUCUCUCAACUACAGGCGUCUAAUUCUCGGGAUCGAGCCGUACGUGCCGCGGCCGAUAGUGAGUAUGCAUGUGAGGCAAGGCGACAAGGGCAGUGAGAUGCAACUCAACUCCUUCGCGGCUUUUAUGUUCUUUACCUACCGGCUAAGGAGGGCUGACCCGGACGUGAAGCACGUGUGGCUGAGCACAGAGAUGCAGUCUGUUAUCGACCAAGCGAAUCAAUUCAAGGACUGGUCAUUUCUUUACUCGCACAACCCGCGGCAAAGCAGCAACAAGCACAUGGUGGAUUAUGAGCGAGAUGUGGGGCAUCAGCUAGUUGGCAUUAGCUUUGCGAAUCUAAUUAUUUCCUCGCAGUGUGAUUAUUUUGUGGGCGCGCUGGGCUCGAAUUGGAACAGGUUGAUUAAUGAGCUACGGGUAACUAAUGGUCGGCUUUUUAAAGGCUAUGUGACGCUGAACAACGACGAGUUUUGA